Molecule: messenger RNA, 6191 nt
Organism: Daucus carota subsp. sativus
Lineage: Eukaryota; Viridiplantae; Streptophyta; Magnoliopsida; Apiales; Apiaceae
Product: cysteine-tryptophan domain-containing zinc finger protein 7
Exons: 14
Coding region: 350-4969 (1539 amino acids)
Molecular function (GO): zinc ion binding
Source: RefSeq, a predicted model, not a curated record
CAAUUUCUGUGGGCUUGACACAAAUAUUACUAACAAGUACUACUCAUAUUACAUUAAUUAUUAUAAUAAAUAUUAAGGACACAACCAAAAAAACGCGGCUGCUAUACACCAAACCCAGACUCUCUCUCUCUCUCUGUUCAUCAAAUUUCACAGCUAUCACAGAUCGAAUAAAACGACGCUUCAUUGUAAUUAUCAUUCUUCAUUCGAGAUCGUGUUGGCCGGAGCUCUGAUUCUCUUAAUUUGUACGUACACAGCUUGUAUCUAUAUGUUUUCGUGUUGGUAAGGGAUUGGCAGAAGUGGUGGUACAGCGGUGCUAGGGUUAGGGUUAGGGUUCGGCGGUGGGAGACAGAUGGAAGUGAUGGAGCUGGAAGAAGGGGAAGCUUGCUUAAACAAGAAAGAUUUGGACUCUACUUUUGAUCCUGAUGUUGCUUUUUCGUAUAUCGAUGAGAAACUUGAGAAUGUUCUAGGACAUUUCCAAAAGGAUUUUGAAGGUGGAGUAUCUGCUGAGAACUUGGGAUCAAAAUUCGGUGGGUAUGGAUCAUUUCUACCGACAUACCAACGAUCUCCUGUUUGGUCCCAACCAAAAGUUCAAAACGAGAACGCAUCAAAAUCUCCCAACAGUUUGCCCCUGGAGGGUGCUCGAGGUCACUCUGUUUCCUCAAGUGCAUCUCUAUCUGCUAGGCAUGGAUCAACUGCUCUAGGUGUUGCAACACUGCCUGUAUCCAGGGCCUCACCUGUGGAUAAUUGUGUCACACAAGCAGCUACCAUGCCUCUCACCAGUGCCAAGAACAAGUCUAACAGUCAUUCAGACCAAAAAAAUUAUAAGGUCCGAAUCAGAAGGCUUUCUGAUAAUUGGUCAACCAAGAAAAAAAGUGAGAUAUACAGUGGACUUGGCCUGGAUGUGUCACCUACUUCUUCAUUUGAGGACAGCCCAACAGAUGGUGAAUUAGCUCGCGAGCCUCAGAAUUUACCAGAGUUUUCUCCCACAAGCAUACUAGAGAUUAUGAAAUCAUUUCCAUUGCAUGAUAGCCUUCGGUUAUCACCUCUUUGCGGUGAUCUCAUUUGUUUGAAUGACAAGGAAAUGCGUUUCCAAAGGAGUGGAGCUGUUACCAUUGCUCAUAUGGGGGACCAAGAAGGUUCCGAUUCUGGUAGGUGUGAUAGAAAUUUUGUUAGAGAAAAGAAAACUAAAUCAUCUGAGCAAAAAGCCUUCACGGCAGAGUCAAAGACUACAAAUGUUCACAGCACCCAAAAUGGCGUUGAUGUACUUAUGAAGAGGGAAAGGGAAAGAGAUGUUGAAAACUCUUUUUGUGAUGAAAUAGUUUCUAAUACUUUUAGGCUCCCUCUUUUGUCAAAUUCAAACUGUAGUGUUGCUGAUUCAGCAAAAGACACUGCCAGGAAUGCUGAUGUAUCUACUAGAGUGGUCAAUAAAAGAGAGAUGGAGGAAAACUUUCAUGAUUUAGCAAAAGAUGAACCACAGGGACCAACUUCAGUUCAAGGAAAUGCAUUUAUUGGGAAGGCUAACGCAAAGGCUGUCUCACGUACCAACAAAACUAAUUCAUAUGAUAACAAGUCUGGAUAUCUAGCUAAAGGAGGAAACAUUAAAGGUGAAAGAAUUGAUAUUCCAUUGAGAGUUGAUCCACAUAUGUCCAAGGAAAUGCAAGGUUUUAUUCCUGAGCUUAAAUCUGUACCUUCUGUUGAUGAUGACAUGAAAGUGUCAUCUGGUCUCAAGGAUACAUACAAAGAAUUCUUUGGAGAGGAGCUUGAAGAUGAUAAUUGUUCGGCAGGUGAAGAAGGCUAUGGUGAAUUUAAGAGUGUGACUGAAGAUCAAUCAAGUAGUAAGAAAUUUGAUCAGCUCUCUAGAUCUGAGGCACAUACCAGAGUGUCUUCAAGUCUAUUUCAUCCUACCGGAAAUAAACCCAUUCCUGAUGUAGCUGCACCACAAGUACCGUUUGUUAAUGAAGAUUGGGUCUGUUGUGACAAAUGCCAAAAAUGGCGGCUUCUUCCAGCUGGUAAAAAUCCAGAGAGUCUCCCUAAGAUAUGGCUGUGCAGCAUGCUUAACUGGUUGGAUGGAAUGAAUCGGUGUAGUAUUAGUGAGGAGGAGACAACAAAGGCUGUACUUGCCCUUCAGCAAACCUUUCCUUCUGCUCCUGUUCAUGGGGGUCAAAAUAGUCAGAAUAGAUAUUCUGGUGUUGUAUCAUCAGGGGUUGCUGAUGCCUGGCAUGUUGACCAAUGCAUCCAAGACGUAGGUGGAAGGAAAAAUCAUGGUAUCAAAGAUGUGUAUAAUGCAUUCAGCCACAAUGGCUCCUCCCCAUAUUCGGACUCCAAAAAGAAGAUUUUUCAGGCACCAGUGGAAACUCAAAGCUUAAAUGGUGAAAAUCAUUCUCCUAGUUUUAAUAAAGAUGAAGUUUCUGGCCAGUCUAGUGGCUUAGUUGGGCAGAAAUGCAGACAUAGGAAGGAGAAGAUACCACUUGCCAACACUGUUGAAGGUGAUUUUAAGAGCUUAAAAAUGAGAAGCAGUGGUGAGAAGAAUGAAGAAACUUUUAAAGCCCCUAAGAAACUCAAGGCAGGCGGUGUUCAAAUUGACGAAGACUGGAAGUCUGAUAACGGGGCUGCUGCUUUGAAAGUGGGCUGCAGCUCAAAUAGUUUUCCAAUAAAUAAGUCACAGGAGCUUCAACACAAGCAUGAUGGUUAUCCCAAGGACUCAAAGAGUCUUGGAAAUUCUGAAGACUGGACUCAGUUUUCCUCAGAUGCCAGUUUGCUUCAUACUGAAAACUUCACUGACAGAGAUGUGAAGAAGAGGAAGAUCAGCGAAUAUCAGGGAAGUCAGCUGUAUGCCACAUCCCGCAGUAACGAAGGACAUCAUCUUGAGCACCACAAGGAUUAUAUGGAAGAAACCAAUGAAAGCAACCACCGUAAGGAAAAGAAAGCAAGGGUGCCCAGAUCUGAAGGAAAAGAAAGCUUCAUGAGUAAGGGGAGUGGUAGGAUUGACAACAAAGAAAUAUGCCUAAAAGACCAGCAAGCAGGGGCAGAUCCUGAGGACGGUCAUUUUCGCAGGAGCUUGGAUGUUCCAAUUAAAAAGGAUACUGGAUCUUCACAACCAGCUAUUGCUGCCACUUCUAGCUCUUCUAAGAUCUCCGGCUCUUGUAAAAUCAAAAGCAACUUGCAGGAAGUGAAAGAUUCCCCAGUGGAGUCAGUUUCUUCAUCUCCUUCAAGAAAUUCUAAGCAAGAUAAAUUUAUGUCAACCGGAAGAGACCUUAGAGGUAAAGGUGGUUCUGAAGCAUUAAUUUUGGCCACAAGUAGUCCAAGAAAAUGCUCCAAUGGUGAUGAUGGUUCACGGAUUGAUCAAUCGAGUAUGGUACAGAAGAAUGUAACUAUCACCAACAUCAAGCAUGGUUCCCUGGAGUCCUCUAUGCAUGAAUUUCAGGACAGGAAUCAAUCUCACAUAUCUAGGAGAAAAGAUCUGCCGGAAGCUCGCAAGUCUCUAGUUUCAGAAGAGUGCCCAAAUGAUGAGAGUGGAAGGAGAUACCAAUAUCACAGUAAUGGGUCUGAUCGUAAGACCGGAAAGGAGUCUUCUCCAAGAUCUAAAGACAAAUUUCGUGGUACCAAAUCUGAGUCUGAAAAAGGUUAUUUGAGGGAGGCAUCUUCCAAUGGAUAUGCAGGUCAUGGCUCUCACAUUGAAAAUUCAAAAGCUAGAAGUAAGGUGCAGGAGAAAAGUGCUCUAAAUUCUGAUAAAGUUGAAAAGAAUUUAUUUGGUACGAAUGAGCUUGCUGCCAAUCCAUCGUUUGAGAGUGGUAAACGAGAGGCUCAAUCGGAUAAGGCAUCAUUUGAUAAUACAGCUAUAAGACAAAAUAUAUCCAACCAUCACUCGGAACCUAACCAGCCAAUGGAUUCUGGUAGUGAAAGGUUUUCAAAAAGGUUUCCUACUGACAAAAAAGACCGGGUUGAUGUACUUGGGAAAACGAAGUCGAAUCCAUUGCCUCCAUCAGGAAGAGGUCAAAAUGAGAUGGAGCGCCGACCCCAACCAGUCAAUGAAAAUCAGAAAGACAAUGGCAUAAAGUUAUCAACAGUCAGUACUGGUGGAAGUGAUGAAGCAUUAAAAUGCAGUAAACAGAUUAACAGAUCAGAAAAUCACAGUGGGAAUAUCAAUCAGCCUAGCAAUUCCCGAAAUCCCACAAAUGGUCACAAGGACCGGGAUAUUGACGUUGCAAGUUCUAUUCGAAGGGACUCCACUACUCAGGCUGCUAACAAUGCUGUUAAAGAGGCAAAGGAUCUAAAACACCUGGCUGACCGCCUCAAGAAUUCUGGAUCAAUCCUUGAAAGUAUGGGGUUAUAUUUUCAAGCAGCUCUAAAAUUUCUUUAUGGAGCCUCGCUACUUGAAUCUAGCAACAAUGAGAACUCCAAGCAUGGUGAGGCUAUUCAAUCGAUUCAAAUGUAUAGUAGUACCGCUAAACUAUUUGAGUUUUGUGCCCAUGAGUAUGAGAAACUCAAUGACAUGUCUUCCGCUGCAUUGGCAUAUAAGUGUGUAGAGGUUGCAUACUUUAGAGUAAUUUAUUUUUCACACUCCAAUGCAAGCAAAGAUAGGCAUGAGUUGCUAACAGCUCUGCAGAUAGUUCCUCCAGGAGAAUCUCCUUCUUCGUCUGCUUCAGAUGUAGAUAACAUGAACAACAUAGCGACCAUGGACAAGGUUAGCUUAACCAAGGGUGUUAAUUCUCCUCAAGUUGCUGGAAAUCAUGUAAUACCUGCCCGAAGCCGACCAAAUUUUACACGGCUGCUUAACUUUGUGCAAGAAGCCAAUUUUGCAAUGGAAGCCUCCAGAAAAUCGCGGAGUGCUUUCUUAACUGCUUCAAGGGAGGAGACCAAGUACCGGGAUGGUUUGCCCUCUGUUAAAAAGGCUCUUGAUUUCAGCUUUAAAGAUAUGGAUGGAUUUUUGCGUCUUGUACGACUUGCGAUGGAGGCAAUAAGCCGUUAAACCGAGACAUAUAGCCGCAAAAUGCUGUAUCUUGAGUGGAGGAAAUUUCUUUCCCUCGCGUCCAUAACCUUGAUCAUAGUUGUGGAGAAGUGAAGAAUUGGAUCCACAACCUGCAAACUGUUGUUUCUAUGUUCUUCUCCAAUUCCCGAGCACCGUGGAAGAGUGUAGUCAUGUUAUGCAUCUGUUAAGAGUUGAACUUACUUGCUCCUCAUACAUGUUCUGUACAGUUUUAGGAUAAAAAUGGAAGUACAGAUAUCUGAUAACUAUUCGGGGGUCAAAUUGCUUUGAUGAUGACAAUGAAUUGAAACUUUUAAAGGACUAGCAUUUGGUAUAGUUUUGGUGUGCUACUGGCGUUUCAAGCUUGUAUUUAAAGUAUAUGUGCAGAGACAGUUGAAUAUAUUAUGCAGUACUCUGCUUCUACCUGGGAACCGAUAUUCAACAUUGGUGAAGUGUGUAGAAGUAAUGGAACUGCAACUAUAUAUUCAGGGUACAUGUUGCUGCCCAUGCAUAAGUUCUCAGAGUAAUUCUUUUAGAAGGGUUCAAGCUUCACCUGGCAGAAUUAACUUUUAUAAGUGAAGUAGUGAUGAAGACCGUGAGACUUCGUCACUUCGCUUCAAGAAAAGCAGUAAACCUUCAAAUGUCUGGUGAAGAUGACGUGACUCUCAUAGAUAAGAUGACUGCAGGUAUUCUCAAGUUAUAGCCUCGCAGGCAAGGAACAGUUGCCACGAGAAAAAUGCAAUACUAGCACUGAAGUUCUCCAGGCUGCUGAAAGUUGAAGAGAAUGGGUACGGUCACUGCAGAUUUUUGUCACCAGAUGUCUUCCUAUUUCUGAGCCAGAGACUUGCAUCACACUUUGUGUAUUUCCAGAGCUGAGUAAGUACAUUAAAGAUAAAUUGUUAGGUGCCAGCUGCCUCAGGUCAUAAUUACUGAGUUUUGGAGGGUAUUCGAGAUAUAAAACUUUAGGAUAUCAGAAAGAACUGGAGUUAUGUCUCACAAAUUAAUAGGUUCCAGUGCGGAACAGGCAACUUGGGCAGUAAAAAUAAAUCAGUGUAUUUAAUGUAAGUGACAAGGAUUUGAAUUGUACGAUUACUAUAUUCUUUCGAGUAUCAGGUCGCAAUAUGUAAUCAUGGGUCAAAUAUUAUGGACCCAUAAAGUGCAGCUGUUAACCUGUCCUUUUGUUUUCUAAACACAUAUAUAACAUGUCCUUUUGCUAAUUCUGAUC